CGCUUUAAGCGCCUGGCUGUCCCUGCAAACUGCUCCUUCCACAUUCUCGGGGUGGUGGGGUGGCGGGAGGGUGGGGUGCCGGCACGCCCUCCCGUGAGGCCCACAAGGUGCAGGGCGGGCGGCCCCCGGGAGGGGAGCUGCCCGCCACCCGCCAGACUCAUGGCUCUGCUGCUCCUGGCGCUGCUGGCGCUGCUGGCGCUCUGGGGGCUGCUCCGCGCCCGCGCCGGUACCCCAGCCCCAGCCCCCCGCUGGCCCCCAGGACCGUGGCCCCUGCCCCUCGUCGGGAACCUCCACUUGCUGCGGGGGGCACAGCAGGACGAGGCGCUGAUGCAGCUCAGCAAACAGUACGGGCCGGUGUUCACCGUGCAUCUUGGGCACCAGAAGACGGUGGUGCUGACUGGCUAUGAGGCGGUGAAGGAGGCCCUGGUGGGCACCAGGCAGGAGCUGGCUGGCCGGCCCCCCAUUGCCAUCUUCCAGCUCAUCAACAGAGGCGGGGGCGUCUUCUUCUCCUCAGGCCCACGCUGGCGGGCCGCCCGCCAGCUCACCGUGCGCGCCCUCCACAGCCUGGGCGUGGGGAGGGCGCCCGUGGCCGACAAGGUCUUGCAGGAGCUGAGGUGCCUCAUGGCACAGCUGGACAGCUACGGAGGCCGGCCCUUUCCGCUGGCCGUGCUCCGCUGGGCUCCCUCCAACAUCACCUUCGCGCUCCUCUUCGGCCAGCGGUUCGACUACCAGGAUCCUGUGUUCCGGUCCCUGCUGGGCCUCGUUGACGACGUCAUGGUCCUCCUGGGGAAGCCAAGUGUGCAGCUCUUCAACCUCUACCCGCGGCUCGGGGCCCUCCUCCAGCUGCACCGGCCGGUCCUGCGCAAGAUCGAGGAGGUGCGGGCCAUCCUGAGGGCCCUCCUGGAGGCUCGGCGGCGCCGCACACCCCCGCGAGGGCCGGAGCAGAGCUACCUGGACGCCCUGAUCCAGCAGGGCCAGGGGAAAGACCCCGAGGGCCUGUUUACCGAGGCCAACGUGGUGGCCUGUGUCCUGGACAUGGUCAUGGCCGGCACGGAAACCACCGCCGCCACGCUGCAAUGGGCCGCCCUGCUGAUGGGCAAGCACCCGCGCGUGCAGAGCCGUGUGCAGGAGGAGCUGGACCGCGCGCUGGGGCCCGCACGGCUCCCGCGGCCGGAGGACGUGCACGCCCUGCCCUACACUAACGCCGUGCUGCACGAAGUGCAGCGCUUCAUCACGCUGCUGCCCCACGCGCCGCGGUGCACGGUCGCCAACACCCAGCUGGGCCCCUACUUGCUCCCCAAGGGCACGCCCGUGCUGGCCCUACUGAACUCCGUGCUCCUGGACGAGACACAGUGGGAGACGCCGCGCCAUUUCAACCCGGGCCACUUCCUGGACGCCGACGGGCGCUUUGUCAAGCGGCCGGCCUUCCUGCCUUUCUCCGCAGGCCGCCGUGUCUGCGUGGGGGAGAGCCUGGCCAGGUCGGAGCUGUUCCUGCUGUUCGCCGGCCUCCUGCAGAGGUACCGCCUGCUGCCCCCACCCGGCCUCAGCGCCGCUGCCCUGGACACCACGCCUGCCCCUGCCUUCACCGCACGGCCGUCCGCCCAGGCGCUGUGCGCAGUGCCCAGGCUGCAGGGGCGCUGACCGCAGAGGCCUGGGCUGUGUGACACACUCCCAGGGCACUGGGGUUGGGGUCAGGACAGGAUGGAUGGACAGACAUGCAGGCCCUCACCGGGCUCUCUGCUGCGGCCACCACGGGCUGUGUGUCCCGGGCCAGGGAGCCUCAUCUGGGCACCAUAGGGGAUGGGGUGACCCCCCUCCCCCCCGGCCCAGGGGCCCCUCCCAGCCUAGCUCUCUUCUCCAGCUCCCAGGCCCCACAGCCCAGGGCAGAGCUGGGUCCCCUUCCGCUCUGCCCCCAGACCCUGGGCGUUGCUGCUGCCUCUGUCUACACCAGGGCCCCUGCCAGCCCUCUGGGAACCCCUCAACAGGUGCCACAACCCCCCAUUCCCACAGGCACCUCGGGCUUCCUGCUGCCCCUUCUCCCAUGCUCCCCUCGCCACUGGCCCUCACCCGGUUCCCCAGCAAGGCCACGUGCCAGGCACAGGGGUGUCACCUGCCUGAGCUUGGGGUGCAGGGAGAUAGCCGGGGCUACUGGGCCCCAUGGCAACGUCCAUCCAGAGGCCAACCUCGGACCAGCGUUUCCGGCUUGCUCUGCACUGUGCCAGGCCCUGGGCCCACCGGGACCUCUGCAGACCCCACCCUGUUCUCAGGGCUCCUGGGUGCCCUGUGGACCGUGGGCCAGUCGAGGGAGAGCCGCUGCCCAGAGUGGGUCAGCCAGGCUGGGGUGGGGCGGGUCGUAGGAGUUUGCAGGGAGGCCUGCUCCCAGAGCUCUUGCCCUACAAUCCCCCAGGACCCUCCCCACAAGCCAGCUCUUGGUCUCUCGCUGGAGACCACACGCUGAGGGGCGAGGGGCGGGCCAGGACGUGCAGGUCAGCUGAGAUCACAGCCCUGCCUGCCCAACACCACCUCUGCGAGCAAGACAUGGGCAAUCAAGGCAUGGUUCCCGCCCUCCUGGAGCUCAGAGCUCACCGACUGAACUGACAGGACCAAGGGAGGCAUGGGGCCCUGGUUCCCAGCUGGGGCCAGUAGGGCCUUCCUGGAGGAGGAGGGGGGAGGGGUGCAUCCGAGGAGCACGAAUUUAAAGGUCUGCCCGUGCUGAGUGUCGGUGACCACAUGGGGAGGCUGCCCUCGGGGCGUAAGCUGGUGAGCAGGACAGGUUGGGGUGGGAGGAACUGGGUGACAGGCACGUUUCCCUCCAGACGUUCACAUGGAACGGCCCAGGAUGCCUCGGGCAGCACACAGAUCUGGGGGAGAGGUGGGGAGGAGAAGCUUCCCGAGAACCUGGGGCAGGGCUGUGGGCGCCAUGCGUGGGUGCCCUGAUGGACGGCACAGUGGGCCUGGGGAGCAGAGGGUGGAGGCGCCGCCGAGCCCUCCUCUUCUCUGGAUUUGUCUCUUUACUCGGCUGGGUUGGGCUUUCAUUGCCCCACUGACCCCAGGCCAGUGCCCUGCGCUCCUGGAAAUCAGGGGAGCCGAGGGCAGCGGUCCCCACCUGCCCGCCAUCAAAUCAGUAAUAGGCGCACCUGU
Molecule: messenger RNA, 3141 nt
Organism: Capra hircus (goat)
Lineage: Eukaryota; Metazoa; Chordata; Mammalia; Artiodactyla; Bovidae
Gene: CYP2W1
Product: cytochrome P450 2W1
Exons: 9
Coding region: 160-1641 (493 amino acids)
Biological process (GO): xenobiotic metabolic process
Cellular component (GO): intracellular membrane-bounded organelle; cytoplasm
Molecular function (GO): iron ion binding; oxidoreductase activity, acting on paired donors, with incorporation or reduction of molecular oxygen, reduced flavin or flavoprotein as one donor, and incorporation of one atom of oxygen; heme binding
Source: RefSeq, a predicted model, not a curated record